AUGUCGGCCGGUGUCACUUUUACUCUCAGCAACGGCGUUAAGAUCCCCGCCGUUGGUUUCGGAACCUUUGCCAGCGAGGGUGCCAAAGGCGAGACAUACAACGCUGUCACUUGUGCUCUCAAGACCGGAUACAGACACUUGGAUUGCGCCUGGUUCUACCAGAACGAGGACGAGGUCGGCGAUGCCAUCCAAGACUUCCUCAAGGAGAACCCCUCGGUCAAGCGCGAGGAUAUCUUCAUCUGCACCAAGGUCUGGAACCACCUGCACCGCUACGAGGAUGUCAUCUGGUCGCUUGAGAACUCCCUGAAGAAGCUCAAGGUCGACUACGUAGACCUUUUCCUGGUCCACUGGCCUAUUGCUGCGGAGAAGGAGACGCAGGAGAAGCCCAAGAUCGGCCCUGAUGGAAAGUACGUCAUCCUGGAAGACCUCACCAAGAACCCCGAGCCCACAUGGAGGGCAAUGGAGAAGCUCUACGAGGACGGCAAGGCCAGGGCCAUUGGUGUCUCGAACUGGACCAUCGAAGGACUCGAGCAGCUGCUCAAGUUCGCCAAGGUCAAGCCUCACGUCAACCAGAUCGAGAUUCACCCCUUCCUGCCCAACGAGGAGCUCAUUCAGUACUGCUUCAAGCACGAUAUCCUGCCCGAGGCCUACUCGCCAUUGGGCUCCCAGAACCAGGUCCCCACCACCGGCGAGCGCGUCAGCGAGAACCCGACCCUGAACGAGAUCGCCAAGAAGGGCGGCAACACUCUGGCUCAGGUGCUGAUUGCCUGGGGUCUGCGCCGCGGCUACGUUGUGCUGCCCAAGAGCUCGAACCCAGCUCGUAUCGAGUCCAACUUCAAGAGCAUUCAGCUGUCGGAUGCCGACUAUGAGGCGGUCAACAACGUGGCCAAGGGCCGUCAUUUCCGAUUCGUGAACAUGAAGGAUACUUUUGGUUACGAUGUGUGGCCCGAGGAGACGGCCAAGCAGAUGUCUGCUUAA
This is a messenger RNA of Aspergillus fischeri NRRL 181, 978 nucleotides long. It is a transcript of the gene gldB, whose product is annotated as putative glycerol dehydrogenase (GldB). The coding region runs from base 1 to 978 and encodes 325 amino acids. Gene Ontology annotation, cellular component: cytosol. The record is from RefSeq and is a predicted model, not a curated record. Gene Ontology annotation, molecular function: aldose reductase (NADPH) activity. The transcript has 2 exons. Lineage: Eukaryota; Fungi; Ascomycota; Eurotiomycetes; Eurotiales; Aspergillaceae.